Molecule: messenger RNA, 1301 nt
Organism: Strongylus vulgaris
Lineage: Eukaryota; Metazoa; Nematoda; Chromadorea; Rhabditida; Strongylidae
Source: the annotation of a GenBank genome assembly
UACCAAUACACAAAUGACACCUAUCCAGUCAUUGUGUUCAUCCAUGGAGGAGAUUUUCAAUCUGGUGGAGGAAGUGAUUAUCCUCAGCAAGCGAUUCUUGAUAACUUUGUGUCCCGCAAGAUUAUCUUCGUUACAUUUAACUAUCGACUUGGUCCACUAGGUUUUCUCUCUACUGGUGAUAAAAUUCUCCCUGGAAAUAUAGGAUUAUGGGAUCAGAUAUGGGCAUUAAAAUGGGUCAAAGCCAACGCUGAAGUUUUCGGAGGCGAUCCCGGAAACAUUCUGCUGAUGGGGUCAGGGAGCGGAGCAGCAUGCGCUUCGAUUCUCGCAUUGUCACCGAGAACAGAGGGGUUGUUUCACAAAAUUCUUUUGAUGUCUGGCUCAGCCUUACAACCGGGAGUGGUACGAGAUACAGCUAUCAACGCUACAUGGGCACUCAACGAGAAAAUGCAGUGCAGAAUGAGGGAAGAAAUCCUCGAUUAUAAGCGUUUGCACUGGGAUGAUUACCAAGAGUUUGUCCCAGUUAUUGAUGGGCCUGGCGGUGUUAUCCCCGAUGCACCUGAAGAUCUUGCAAAGCACCGCAAGAAAAUCCCCAUGAUGAUAGGAACUACACGUGACGAAAGCUCACUUCGCAUUCGUAAGACUAUUUCCCUCCAUUUGUUGUGGUCGUAUCUUCAUAGUACGCAAACUCACAUGAAUAUUACAGUGAUUUUAAACGAGAAGAAUGUGAACUUCAGUGCCCUGAACACCCCUUUAGCGGAGAAACUUGCGGAUAAUUUGACAAUGGGUUAUAAGCAAUUUCAAAAUCAUCGUUUAAUAGCUGAAGGGUGUAAAGCUCAGUAUGUUUGGACAAAAGUUGAUCCAUCCAUGUCUAUCAACAUAUUGUUUGACUCAGUGCUAAAGAUGUACUCACACUUUUGGUAUGAUGCACCGGCUUCGCGAUUGGCAACAUACUAUGCUAAGCAAAAGGUGCCCGUAUUCCUUUACUCAUUCGACCAUAUCAGCGAGAACUUUCAGGAUUACGACCGUGCAUUUCAUGGAGCAGACAAACUCCAUCUAUUCAAUAUUACUCCUCGUUUCCUCAGUAGAAGGAAGGACAGAAACUGGCAAUUAGAUCAAAGAGUUGUAGAAAUAUUUGCCGACCUAAUAGUUGGAUACCGAUGGCAGGGUCACGUAUUUUGGAACUGGUAUGCGAGAUCACUAGAUGCUGUUGAUGUAGGGAAUCUGCAACGAAUAGCUCAACUCGAUAGAGACGUAGGAAAUUGGCAGGUGAUGAAUUUUUCGGUAGAGUUUUUCACUUAAAA